Molecule: messenger RNA, 1907 nt
Organism: Amyelois transitella
Lineage: Eukaryota; Metazoa; Arthropoda; Insecta; Lepidoptera; Pyralidae
Gene: Gk-2
Product: glycerol kinase
Exons: 12
Coding region: 118-1782 (554 amino acids)
Biological process (GO): triglyceride metabolic process; glycerol metabolic process; glycerol-3-phosphate biosynthetic process
Cellular component (GO): mitochondrion
Molecular function (GO): glycerol kinase activity
Source: RefSeq, a predicted model, not a curated record
UCGCACGUUAGAUUGUAUCACAUCGCGCUUGUUCCUGUGUAUUUGAAAAAUAACUACACUUACCUAUCUUCAUUCUUUUCUAUUUCCUUCUGUUACCCAAGUAUGUAGUGCCUGCCAAUGAAUAUGCGUGAAUUUGGUAGAUUUGGCCCAUUAAUCGGUGCUAUUGAUGAAGGGACAUCCAAUGUAAAAUUUUUGAUAUUUGCUGCUUAUACCUCAGAGGUGUUAACAUACCAUCAAAUAUCCCUUAAAAGAUUUAGCCCUCAAGAAGGAUGGGUCGAACAAGAUGCAUUGGAAAUUCUGGAUGCUGUGUUAGAAUGCAUAGAGGUGACAAUAGAUAAUCUGAGAAAAUUAGACAUAAAUCCUGAGGAUAUUGUGGGAAUAGGUAUAACAAAUCAAAGAGAAACAACUAUAGUGUGGAACUCUUGCACUGGGCAGCCCCUCUAUAGCGCCAUAGUUUGGCUGGACGUAAGGACCUCAAAAAUUGUAGAUGAAUUGCCAAAGAACAAAGGAGCUCAAUGUGUGAAUGCAGUGGUGCAGUGUAGUGGGCUUCCACUGUCCACAUAUUUUUCGUCUGUAAAGCUUAAAUGGCUAUUGCAAAACGUAACCGCUAUCAAAGAGGCUGUGGCAAACGGAACUUGUAUGGCUGGCACUGUAGAUACCUGGUUGAUAUGGAAUCUUACAGGAGGCAGCCUCGGCGGAAUUCAUGUAACCGACGUUACCAAUGCAUCACGAACACAGCUCAUGUGCUUAAGAAGUCUUAAAUGGGAUAAAGGAUUACUACGAUUUUUCGAUGUACCACUAAAAAUUUUACCAAAAAUUAAAAGCUCCUCUGAGAUCUACGGUUACAUUACAACUGGUCCUCUUCUUGGAGUUCCUAUAGCCGGAUGCAUAGCGGAUCAACAAGCAGCUCUUGUUGGUCAAGGUUGCAUGAGAUUUGGACAAGUUAAAUGCACUUUUGGCACAGGUUGCUUCCUUUUAUACAACACAGGAGAUUCUAUAGUUCACUCUGAGAAUGGACUGUUGACGACUGUUGCCUAUAAACUUGGACCAGACGCUCCUCCGGUAUAUGCUUUAGAAGGCUCUGUGGCAAUAGCAGGCGAUACACUUCAGUGGCUAAAAGAAAGUCUUGAACUAAUAAGUGAUGUAAAGGAGACUGAGGAACUAGCAGCGAAUGUAGAAGAUGACGAAGAAGGCAGUGUUUGUUUUGUGCCAGCAUUUAACGGGCUUUAUGCACCACACUGGAGAAAAGACGCUAGAGGCAUAAUAUGCGGAUUGAGCAGCAAUACGCGGCGUCAGCAUGUGGUCCGGGCGGCGCUUGAAGCGGUGUGUCAGCAAACAAGCGCUGUAGCGGCUGCAAUGCAGCGGGACUGCGCGCCGCUACAGCGACUACUGGCCGACGGCGGCAUGGCACAAAACAACGUGCUGAUGCAGAUGCAGGCCGAUGUGCUGGGUAUCCCGCUCAUCCGGCCUCUCAUGAUGGAGAGUACCGCCCUAGGUGCAGCAAUCGUAGCUGGACGAGCGCUUCGUGUUUGGCCAGCAGCUAUCCCGAACCCACCGGCGGAUACUUUUCUACCAGCUAUUACAAAUGAUGAAAGGGAUAUUCGACGAGCAAGAUGGGAAUCUGCCCUGGAACGGUCAAUGGGGUGGACAACCGAUUCUGAUGAUAAAGUAGAACCUCAAUCAGAACAAUCUGACGAUGCCAUUACAGUGUUACCGUCAGGAUUAUUUUUCCUGGGCACAGCGUUGCUAGUGAUCAUAGCUGAUAAGUUAAAAGUAAUAUAACCAAAAAAUAGUCAAUGUUGAGCGGGCUCAAUCGUAGUUAUAAGGUAUCUCCAAAAAUGUUAGGCUUAAUUUAUUUCUUAUAGCUCAGUCGUUUGUUGUCAGUUGUUAAUAAAACUUUAAAAUAA